This is a messenger RNA of Tribolium castaneum (red flour beetle), 1489 nucleotides long. Its product is annotated as heme transporter FLVCR2. Gene Ontology annotation, molecular function: heme binding; heme transmembrane transporter activity. Gene Ontology annotation, biological process: heme export; transmembrane transport. Gene Ontology annotation, cellular component: membrane. The coding region runs from base 173 to 1471 and encodes 432 amino acids. Lineage: Eukaryota; Metazoa; Arthropoda; Insecta; Coleoptera; Tenebrionidae. The record is from RefSeq and is a predicted model, not a curated record. The transcript has 8 exons.
CUUUUUUCUAUAGAGUCUAGAUACAAAAGAUAUAACUACACACAUAAGUAUAAAACAAUAACAUUUUAAUUUAUUGAAGUUCGUAUCGCAAGUAAUGAGUGCGAUGUGUUGUUUCAAUUACAAACUUCAGCACUUCUGACAAUAAUCCUUAAUCCGACGAAACGAAUUCGGAAUGGAUUCCUCGUCACAUACUACAACAAUAGUUAGAGUGUACAAAUAUCGAUGGAUAACUCUUUUAAUAUUUUGCUUCUAUUCUUCAAUAAACUUCGUGCAGUUUCUUCAAUAUUCGAUCAUUUCGAACAUCACAGUCAAGUACUACAAUGUGGAAGAAAUACUUGUGGACCUCACUGGUCUAUUCUUCAUGAUUUCCUUUAUAAUAUUUUGCCUUCCGGUCAACCACCUUAUCGAAAAAUACAAUUUACGAAUCACAGCUCUUAUAACUAGCGGCCUAACAACGUUCGGAAACUUAAUAAAAUUGCUCUCAGUAUCUCCGAACCGCUUUUAUGUCGCUUUAAUCGGCCAAGCUCUCUGUUCGAUUGCCCAAGUUUUUGCGAUGAGUAUCCCGUCGAAAUUAGCAUCGACUUGGUUUGGACCUGAUGAAGUGUCCACAGCUUGCGCCAUCGCAAUUUUGGGGACGCAAAUCGGGGUUGCGAUCGGUUGUAUUAUGCCCACACAUUUGGUGAGGAACAGCCAGAAUCUUGACGAAAUCGGAGAUGAUUUUAUGACGCUGCAUAUAAUCAACGGCUCUAUCACCGUGGCCACUUUUAUCGUAGUUUUGCUGUUUUUUAGGGCUAGACCGCCACAGCCCCCAAGCCAGUCUCAAGUGGGUAUUAUUGAAGCUGAGAAACCUUCGACUAUGUCGAUUAUCAAGCAAAUGGUCAGGAAUCGAGAUUAUGUGUUGUUGGUCAUUGCGAUAGGGAGCUCGAAUGGGCUGUACUCGUCGUUUGGGAUUUUGUUCAACGGACUCUACCUCAAUUAUUUUCCUGGUUACGAGUCCGAAGCUGGGAUAAUUUCAGCUUUGGCCGUAGUUGCUGGUGGGUGUAUCGGCAGUGUAAUUUUUGGAUACGUUUUAGACAAGUGGCACCACUUCAAACUCACCACCUUUUCCAUUAUUAUUUCUUCUGCAGUCACGUACAUUUUUGUAAUGGUCUCAAUGGAAGAGAAGGCACAGUUGGCCACAUAUUUCACCAUUCCGCUAUUUGGAUUUUUCAUUGCGAGUACAUUACUCGUCGGUUUUGAGUUUGCAACCGAACUCAUGUAUCCGGUUCCUGAAGCUGCGUCUUGUGCCAUUUUAAACACCUUUAUUUAUAUUUUUUCAGUGGCGUAUACGCUAAUUUUUGGUGCUUUGUUCGACUCGAUUGGAUAUGUCCCCACAAAUAUUAUUAUAGUGGUAGUGUUAACACUUAGUUCGUUUAUUGUUUAUUUCAUUAGGCCAAAUUUGCGACGCAGAGAAGCAAAUUUGAAUAAAUAAAUUAUUUAAAAAGUACAA